Molecule: messenger RNA, 1247 nt
Organism: Dentiscutata heterogama
Lineage: Eukaryota; Fungi; Glomeromycota; Glomeromycetes; Diversisporales; Gigasporaceae
Source: the annotation of a GenBank genome assembly
GAGGUGUAAAAUACUCGUCUCGUUCCCCGAAUUAUUAUUCUUUUGAAUUACUGUAUAGAAACAAGGGGUUUAAUAGUAGCCCAUAUAAUGAAAGAUAUAGGAUGCUUACUCCUCUUGUGCACGGAAUUUUGGGUCAAAGAAAUUUGAAAGGAAACUCUGAAAUAAUAGACAACGAAUAUCGUAUACUUAUGCAAACUCUUUGUAAAACUUCAGAGAACACAAAAGAUGGUUUUUAUCCAAAAACUUAUUUUCAUCAUACUGCAUUUAAUAUUAUCUCUUUAUUCUGUUGGGGUAAACGUACAGAAAGUUAUGAAAAUCCAAUUUAUAAAGAAUUUAAAGGUUUAAUAGAUGUUCAGUUAUACCUUGUCGCAGUAACAAAUAGAGUUUCGUCAUUUUUCCCAAUAUUAAAAUGGUUGCCGAGAAAUAAAUUGUAUAAUAUGGUGAUUAAUAGUAGAACUGAAUCUGAAGCUUUUUUUGAAAAAAUAAUUAAAGAUGUUAAAGAAGAUAAAGAAAAGAGACCCUGUGCUAUUAGAGAUAUGCUUAACAAAGUAAACGAAGGUAUAUUGGAUGAAUAUGAUAUUAUUCAUGUUUUUAAUAAUUUAUUUGUUGCUGGAACGGACUCAGUUUCUUCAAGUUUGACAUGGCUCACCGCUGUUUUAGCUAAUCAUCCUGAAAUUCAAGCUAAAGCUCACCAAGAGCUUGAUCAAAUAAUUGGUCAAUCUCGUCUACCAAAGAUUUCUGAUGAACCAAACCUUCCUUAUAUACGUGCUAUAAUUAAAGAAGGCCAAAGAUAUUGUGCUCCCGUUUAUCUUUCUGUGCCUCAUUAUAUUGAAGAAGAAGAUGAUUAUAAUGGCUAUCAUAUUCCAGCAAAUAGUGCUGUAGUUGUAAAUCAAUAUGGAAUUCAUAUGGAUGAAAAACGUUAUGAAAAUCCUAAAGAAUUUAAACCCGAAAGGUUUUUAGGAUUUAAAGAAAGUAGCGCCGUUUUUGCAAAUGGAAAUUAUGAAAAUAGAGAUCAUUUUAGUUUUGGUGCUGGAAGAAGGCUUUGCACUGGAAUUCAUUUGGCUGAACGAGAACUUUUCAUGGGAAUCACGCAUCUUCUCUGGUGCUUCCGAAUUGAAAACGCGUCACCAUUAGGUGAAGAUGGUAAACCAAUACCAAUUGGUUUAGAUAUUGAACGUUUUGCUGUUACUGUUUGGCCUAAAAAGUUUCAUGUUAGAUUUGUAAAAAGGCAUGAUAAUGUCGAUAAG